This is a messenger RNA of Colletotrichum graminicola M1.001, 1971 nucleotides long. RefSeq lists its product as uncharacterized. NCBI's taxonomy places the organism in Eukaryota, Fungi, Ascomycota, Sordariomycetes, Glomerellales, Glomerellaceae. The record is from RefSeq and is a predicted model, not a curated record. The coding region runs from base 1 to 1971 and encodes 656 amino acids. The transcript has 4 exons.
AUGGCGGUCUCGGACGCAUUUUAUUACGACCGCGAUGAGAUUGCACAGAGCUUGGCGGCAUAUUAUUCUUCGCCACCGACUGAAGGCUGGAGCGAUCUAGAGCUGGACGUUGACGCGCUUCGAGCCCUGCGCCGCUCCGACAAAGUCAUUGACCUUUUGCGCCACAUCCCGUACAUCAAGCCCUGCAAAAGUGGCGAUAAACCCGUGCAAUGGCCGAUACUUGUCCGCUCAAGGGCCAUUCGAUACUUGCGCGACGAUGGCGACUUCUCGAACUGGUCUGCCCGUGGCGGCGACGGCCUCGCCGAGUUGGCAAACGCUCCGUUCGACCAAACCCCGGCAGGGCCCAUGGAUCUGCCCUCUGAUGUCGUGGCUCUCAGUCGCGGAUACGCUUCUAGUGAUUUCGGCUCGCCGUGGUGUAUCAUCGACUGUGAGACUGGUAUCUUGACGCCAUACACCUCCGGCACGGGACCAACGGACAAGCCGUGGCAGACUUCACGGUGCAGCGCUAGGGUGUUUUUCGACGAAAUGACCUCUUUUCUGAAGAGCAAGACCAUCAUAGCUCUUCCUCCAGUCGGGGACCUUGAGCCCGAGAUUAUGGGUUCCGAGAGCGAUCAGAAAGUUGACGUCAGACAGAAGUUUCAAUGGAUCUAUCAGGCGCGCGGAUGGGCAACAUUCGAGGAGGACCCUUCGUCUUGGCGCCGCGAGGAAUGCAUCGAGGUGCUUAAACGGUUUCGCAUCGAACUAUGGGAAGCAGAGAAAAAGAGGCUGGCGCACGAGGCCGACUUUGACGACCCGAAAGACGAGGAUUUCGAGGAUCCUGACUCCGAUGCCGGGAGCGAAGCGAGCCAGUCCGAAACCGCAACUGAAGAUGUAGAUACAGCACUGGAAGACGAAGACAUCUCGGUGGAUGUUUCAAAGGAGGAACUUGCCGAGGUCUGGGCAGAUCUCGACGAGACCGAGUACAUGAUGAUUGACGAAGAGUUGAAGGGUGAAGGCAUCCAGCACGCUUUUCACCCAUCGAAACCGCCGCAACGUCUGGCCAGAGCCCCGUCAUCCGAGAAUAAUGGACCCGGGGCUUCCCAAGUGCUUGAUCAAAGGCGCUGCAACGACAGCAUCGAGAUGAUGGCCGGCGCCAUCAAGAGUCAAUACCUCACCCUAUCUCGCGCGGCCUUCUUCCCGCCGUCUAUGGUAGAGACCGCGCCUGACAGCGGCUGGAGCGACGAUGUCUUCCCUGCGGAGGAAUUGGAGAUGCUUGGGUACUCGGACAAGGCAGUCAGUUUACUCCGGCAUCUUCCGUAUCUAGGCUUCGACGAGCACUUCUGGGAGGUGCUCCCCGGCGGCCAGCCGAUUCGGUAUCUGCGUGACGCUGAGCUAUUCGAGGAUGUACCCAGGGACAAGCCGAGACGAGACUCUCUGCGAAAGCUCGGACUUUCACCGUAUGAUGAGGCCAUGCCAGCGGAUGUAGUGGUGCUCUCGUCUCCAAACCAGGACAGCUGGCGAGGAACUUGGUGGAUGAUUGAUGCUGGUAGAGGGGUCAUCUUCUGCGAAAGCGGGCCGAAAACCCAGGUGGAAGCUCCUGCAAAUUCUUACGAGCCUGAGUCCAUCGUGACGUAUCUUGAGAAGGUGGUCUCAAAGCUCAGGGGACUUGAGAUAGUUCCCAUCCCAGGCCUGGGCCCAGAUGAGAAUCAAGAUCCAGUCAUUUGGGCCGAACCCAACUGGGAACGCGGGGCAGAUGCUUCGGCAGAGAUGUCGGAAGCAGACAGGCGGAUCAUCCUACCAGCCAAGUCUGGUAUAGGGCUUGAGGCCGCUCGCAAGGUCUAUCGUGACUACGGAUGGCCCGAUGAAAAUAGCUUUCGGCGGGAUGAAUGCCGAGAGGCGCUGGUCCGGCUGCGACAGACGACUAUCUACGGCGAAGGGCUUGCAGACGAUUCGGUAGACGAGGAUACCGAUGUGGCGAUGGACGCUGCUUGA